Penicillium waksmanii is the source of this 1824-nucleotide messenger RNA. RefSeq lists its product as uncharacterized. The coding region runs from base 1 to 1824 and encodes 607 amino acids. The transcript is spliced from 8 exons. The record is from RefSeq and is a predicted model, not a curated record. NCBI's taxonomy places the organism in Eukaryota, Fungi, Ascomycota, Eurotiomycetes, Eurotiales, Aspergillaceae.
AUGAAAGUCAUCGAGCUCAGCCUUCUGGCUCACUUUGCCAGCUCCGCCAGCGGGCUUGCAUUGGGCCAGCAGCAAAGUGAGAAGUUCGGUCUCAAUGCUGACUGGAUCCACAACGACCUUGUACAGGCUCGGAAAAAUGGAUCACCCACGUCCUCUUCUGUUCCGUUAUCCACUCCUUCUGCGGAUCCCAACGCCUGGAAGAAUAUGCAAUGUUCCCAGAUCCAAGGAGAUACCAAGCAACAGUGGGAGGAAGCCAAUGCCAAGGUCGCCUGGGACACUACUCUUGCGGCGUGGCAGACUGAUCCAAAUGGUGGCUUCCCUCAAUACGUCAGCACUUAUCUGCACGGGCCGAGUGGCAUGCGAUGUACUGAUAUCUCGAGUGAGAACCGCUGUUCCCAGCCGGUCGAUUGCCAGGGUGCUACCAUUCCUGCCGGAGCAAUGAUUUUGAAUGGGUUCGCAGGUAUUCAUCAGCUGCAUGCAUCGGCCUACCAGGCAAUCGAAACGGUUCAGAUCGACGUCACAGACCAGUCUGGCACCUUCACUUCUACCUUUGCACCUCAACCGCCGGACAACUCGCUGCUUGAGAAGAACAUUUUCGACGCUUGCAAUCUGGUUCUAAGCUUCGGGAUCUCGAUGAUUUUCAACGUUGCUCUCAAGAAUAUGGAAAGUCUCAUCCUCAAAGGCAUUGCCGGUGAUAUGACCUCUGCUGUCCAAAGCACUGUCGGCACCUACUGGAAGACCAAUAUAAAAGGUGCUACGGAAGGACUCAAGGCGCAGAACACCAUUGCUUCUUACGUGGGCGAGACGAUGAGCACAUGGAAAGAUCUGGAGGCACAAUACCUGCAGUCGAUCUUUUCGGGAAAUGCGGGCUCCAAUGGUACCGAUGCUCUCUAUGCACUAAUUGACAAUGGCUCUAUGACAAGAGUCGCGGGUAAUCUAGAUCUCAGCAGCACCAGCGAUCAAGUGAAGAAGAUAGUUUACGGACAGAUGAUCCCCUACGCAUGGAGCGUCUCACCUAGUGGAUCGCGGCCUUUUAUUUGGCAAAGCGAUGAUUCUUGUGAUGGGUCGACUAAAUCCAUCCCCGAAAGCGCCAGGUACCUCAUGACGGACGACACUGCGGUCAAGACUAAUGUAUGCUACCGUGGAAAAGUUCAUUACGUUCUGAAUGCGCAUAACAAUCCCGGUGACUCUUUUUCUACCAUGCCCCUUCCUGGUGGUGAUCAUAUGACCCUAGAUGGAUCUGCGUGGGGUGGUGUCAUCCUCGAGGAUAUCGUUGAGAGCAGUGUGGAAGGGUGGAUCGCAAACAACAAUCAGAACGGCUACCCACGCCCGGACAUGGAUAAGAUUAUCACCAACUUCGGUAGUGAGGUCCCCAGCAUUCGCACAGCCGGUUUCUUCAAUCUGCCAGUCUGUGGGAAUGUGUCCGCUAUUAGCCAGUCUCUGGAACAAGGGGAUGGGAACUCGCCCUACUGGCCUUGUGAUGCUCCUGAAGGGUACACUAGUGGUGGCACCAAUAUUCACGUUAGCAGUGGAUGCAUUGUGAUCAAUGAUGCGAAGCGCUGCCAGAACUGGGGUGGACCAUACAACGUCGCCGACCAGAACAAAGGAAACAGCACGGCCACUAUAUACGCCCAGUUUGAUGGCGACAACACUCUUAACCAAAAGGUCACACCCGGUUGCAAGAUUCAGCCCUCGUGGCCUCGCGGCUACGGUGAUCUCGACUUCACCGACAACUGUCUGAAAGACCGCAAUGGCCAGAACAUUAAGUGCUGCAGCAGUGAUACGGCCACUACAGAUGUUGUAGAAAACCCGUAUGCCAAAUAG